AUUUCUCCAGCUCAGGAGGAGAGAGUCAUUCGUUUGGGAUUGUGGGGGAGAGAGAGAGAGAGAAAGAGAGAGGGAGAAGGAGAAGAAAAGGGAGGAAGAGGGAGCGAAGCAGAGAAGGACACCUCAUCAGGCGUGUAGUUCGAAUCCCUGCCUCGCCUCCCCCCUUUCCCCUCCGCGAUGUUACAAAGGCUGUGAGCUGCUUGCCUUUUCCCAUUCGCCUGCUGUCACUUCCUUCCUGGACGCUUUCAGGACGAGUCCGGUUACUUUUAAUCCGACCAGCAGCUCAGCCACUUUCUCCUCCUCCAGGCUGCACACACACACGCGCACACACACACACCCCAAGCAUCUCCCGGCUGCUUAUUGGAUUGACUUUGAAGGUUGUGUGUGUGAUUCAAGGAGGCUGCAUGCUGAACCAGGUGGUGAAUAUUUAAGGCUGGAAGAAGUAAAGGGAUUUUUUCUUUUUCCUAUGAAAGGAAAAUAUCUCAAGGACUAGUCUGAUCAUCCAAACAGCUAAAUGUUUAUAAUGAACGGAUGCAGGGGACUGUGAACUGAGUAGUGCAAGUGCUGAAGAAGGAGGUUUGUUUUGAGGAAACGGGAAAGAGGAAGAAAAGAGAAAGGGAAAAGACAUAAUUUUAAGGAAGAAGGAGAGAAAAAAAACGGGGACUAUGGGGAGAAAAAAGAUUCAGAUUACGAGGAUUAUGGACGAACGUAACAGACAGGUGACAUUUACAAAGAGGAAAUUUGGGUUAAUGAAGAAGGCUUAUGAGCUGAGUGUUCUGUGCGACUGUGAGAUUGCUCUGAUCAUCUUCAACAGCACCAACAAACUGUUCCAGUAUGCCAGCACUGAUAUGGACAAGGUGUUGCUGAAAUACACCGAGUACAAUGAGCCGCACGAGAGUCGAACAAAUUCGGAUAUUGUUGAGACGUUGAGAAAGAAAGGACUUAAUGGCUGUGACAGUCCAGACCCCGAUGCAGACGAUUCAGUAGGUCACAGCCCUGAGUCUGAGGACAAGUACAGAAAAAUUAAUGAAGAUAUUGAUCUAAUGAUCAGCAGGCAAAGAUUAUGUGCUGUUCCACCACCAAACUUUGAGAUGCCAGUUUCUAUCCCAGUGUCCAACCACAACAGUCUGGUAUACAGUAACCCAGUCAGCUCACUGGGAAACCCCAACCUUUUGCCGCUGGCUCAUCCAUCAUUGCAAAGAAAUAGCAUGUCUCCUGGCGUGACACAUCGGCCUCCGAGUGCAGGUAACACAGGUGGCCUGAUGGGUGGGGACCUCACAACCGGUGCAGGCACCAGUGCAGGAAAUGGAUAUGGCAACCCCCGCAACUCACCAGGUCUGCUGGUCUCACCUGGCAACUUGAACAAGAAUAUGCAAGCAAAAUCUCCGCCUCCAAUGAACUUGGGAAUGAACAACCGUAAACCAGAUCUGCGUGUGCUUAUUCCACCUGGCAGCAAGAAUACAAUGCCAUCAGUGUCUGAGGAUGUUGAUCUGCUUCUGAAUCAGAGGAUAAAUAACUCCCAGUCUGCUCAGUCAUUGGCUACUCCAGUGGUUUCCGUAGCAACUCCUACUCUACCAGGGCAAGGGAUGGGAGGAUACCCAUCAGCCAUCUCAACAACAUAUGGUACUGAAUAUUCUCUGAGUAGUGCAGAUAUAUCAUCUCUCUCUGGGUUUAACACAGCCAGUGCUCUUCAUCUUGGUUCUGUGACUGGCUGGCAACAACAACACCUACAUAACAUGCCACCAUCUGCCCUCAGCCAAUUGGGUGACUUGUAAAUGAAUUCAGCUAUGAAAGCUGCUUCACUCAGUUCUGAAGAAGUCUUCUGUCUGUGCAGAAAAUUAUAAGCAUUUCUUUAUUUUAUUUCAGUCACUGAGUUCUAUAUACAAAAGCACCUAUGCUAAAUUUUGGAUUGUUUGAAAAACUUGAAAUUAUACAGAACGUACUCAAUCCAUGUCAACCUAAACUAGAAUUUGUAGGAAGAUUAAAACAAUCACAAAAAAUUAUGGACACCCCCAGGCAUCUGAGAAAAUAAUCUAGAAGAGGUUUGACAGCCCAAAUCCUUGUACUGAGCUAGGUCUAAACUGGGAAGGUUUGGCAACUGUGAGAUAUUUGUUAAUAACAAUAGACCUGUAAGGAAACAGAAUUACUAGACAAGGCAUCCAACUUCUCCAGCAGAUUAUGUUUUUCUCUAGAGCCUAAAAGGUGAAAACCAGCUCUGCUUCCUCAAUGCCUGAAAGAAGAAUAUGGUUAGCAAUAGAAUAGAAUGCAGUUAGACAUAUUCACUUUCUCCAGAUAAGUCCCCAGCAAUUGUAGCAGCACUGUCAGAACCAUCUUUAAAACAGUUGUAGAUCGCUACAACCCGUCACUCUUCAUGUUGACACUCCAGUUCACAGCUGUACCAAUGCCAGUGGGCUUGAGGGGCGUGAAAACAUGGGAGCAAUUCGCUUCCCAGGUCUGCACAGCUUUUAGAUAGCAUAACAACAUAGAGCCUGUUUGGACAUGACUGGAACAUGAAAACAAGUCAUGCUUCUCAACAUUUUAGAUUAAAAAGCAAAAUACUACCUUCAGUAGUUUUAAUUGGGUCUACAGCUGGAAAAAAUACACAGAAAUUCUAAUGACAGCCAAUCCCUCCCAAAACGUUGGGAUUUUGUUCUGAAUAUUGCUGCAGUGUCUUUAACAGAGAGGGUAACUGUGUAUUUAAGAUGGACCAAAGAGUCUGCUAGAAGCUAAUUACCACUAACUGGAAGGGAAGUCCAUUACAGACUCUGAAAUAAAUGAUCUAAACUUUUUUAGGCGCAAGUCCAUUAUAUGGAAAAUGCUCCUUUUCAUCCAUAUUUUGCAGUCUAAGACAGACCCUUUUCUCAGACUCUUUAUUUUUCUGCAUGGGUAAAAUUUUGAAUUUCAUAAAAUAUGAGUGCAAACAGAAAUGCGGUCACAGUGUUUCAUUUGAAGAAUCCUUAGUAUAGAUAUUUAUUUACAUAAAAGAAGUUUCUUCAAAAUUCUACCCACUUGAACAAAAAAUUGUCCAAAUCCAUGCACACUGUUUACUUUUUCUGUGGCUCUUACAUAGCAAGCUUAUUACUUAGCAACAAUAAAUUUUGGUUAGGUAAUAUUAUCCAUUGAACCGUUUUUACUGAAAAAUUUAGAUGUGGUGACAUUAUGUUGUGUUCCUUUGUAUCAGUUCUGCCAACUUCCUUGUUUUGAAUAAAAGCCUUAAAUAUUUAGGACUGAGCCUUUUUUUCUUAUACCAUCAUUGUAAAUAAGACAUUCCAGUGAUAUAGUUUCAUUGUUUAGAAAUUUCUUUUUAAAGCAUAGACCUUAAUGUGUGAGAGCUAAUUAAAAUAUCUUGACACAGACAUUCUUAUUCUUCUAUUACAUUGAUCAAAAAAUAAGAAAACAUAACUUUGCUUUUACCUGAAAGAAAAACGGGAGGGAGGAAGGUUGCAUUGCUAGCAGUUCAAAGGUAUCCUCUAUUCUUCUAGCUGCAGACUAGUCCGUAGGUAGUUACAUAGCCAAAUUUUGCAGUGAAUUUUUAAUGCUUCCUUAGAUAUAUUUAUGGGGAAAAAUUACAUGAAGUAAGGAAGUAAAUUAAUUUAGAGAAGAAAGUAUGGGCAUAAAAAAAAGGUACGUGAGGCUCUUUCUUCCUUUAGUAGACUGCUUUGUCCCUCUGUAAAAUCCUGUCUAUCUGGUGCAUGUUCAUGUCCUCACUCAUCACCUGCUCACACCUGCACUUCUAUCUGUGCAUGCUGAGCUUCCAUACCAGUUGGAGAUUUGAAUAGAUGGACACACAGGACUGAUCUCACUGGCAUCAGCAAGGACUGAACUCACUUGCAAAUUCAUUGCAUCCUGAUAUCAUGAUUUGCUUCCCACCUCUUAGGAGGAGAGCUGCAUAGUUGAUCAAUGUUGAACCCAGAAGGGAACCAGCAUUUCUCCAAUGUUGUUGUUGUAUUUUAAAUAAUGUCACAUUUUCAUUCAUACGGGCUGGAAUAGUAACUGCUAUGUAAAAAUGAAUCAUUAAUUUUCUUAAUUUUCCCCUUAAAAUGAAAUGGUUUGAUACAGUAUGUGGAAAAAGGUGAUUGCAUCAGUAUGACUGGACUGCAUGGCACUUAGUGAGUGCUUAUAGUUAUAUUCUUUAAAGUUAUUUGCUUUAUUUUCUCUGUGGAUUUUCCAUAUUCAAAACCUGUUUGUUUUUCAGUGAACUUAGUGUAGGUUUCAAAUUAUGGAAAUAAGAGCAUACCUGGACCAAAAUUACAUAAUUAAAUGAAGCCACUGUGUAAAAUGUGCAUUGAUACAUGCAGAUACAAACAGCUGUUUCUACACACACACAUACAUGAAAAGAUAUCAUUUAAUAGCAAACAGAAUUCUCAUUUUUUAUAAUACAGCUUCUAUUCUAAAUAGAGGCCAGUCCUCUGCUUAGAAUAUGGAUCUAAAGACUGCAUCUAAGUAUGUACUCUUUCAUCAUUCACAUCUAUGUGUAACAGAAGCUUUUCCUUGUAACUGACAUUUUCUUGUGAUAUUCGCUUCUAAGACAUUCGCAUUAAAAUGUUUCAGAAACUGUUAAUGAAAUAAUGUAAAUGAUAGUCAACAAAACACAGAUAUUAAGAUUCAGAAAUAGUUUUAGCAACAAAAGACAUUUUAAAGACUAUAUUUAAGAAAAAAAAAUUGAAUGGUGACCCAAAUUAAUUGCUUUAAAUUAUUUAUAUUUUUAAACAUCAAAAAUUUAAUCCUGACCUGCCAAAAUGACUUCUUAACAUUUUUCCAAUUCACAAAAAAAAAUUUUUAAACAUGCAGAUGAACCUGUAGCAUUUUUGAAACUGCCACGACCAUCACAAGGAAUCUAAAGAAAAGUCUGUAGAGAUGCAUUCUCAUUCUCACUUCUGAAACAGUUUAAAAAGCAACCUUGCAGUGUAGCAAUACUAGCUCUGUUUCACAGAAAAUGUUCCUUAUCCCUCUAGAUUUGUUCCUUUGGAGGGCUGUCACACAGUAGAAUACAAGUAUGUUCCAUGUGAACAAAUUUGACUGAAUGUGGUUGGUUUUAACUAGCAUGGGGUUUUUAGCUGUCCCCAGCUUUGCAAAGCAACAUGUGAUCUACUCAUAUCAAACGCUUCUAAAUCAAAUCCCCAGGCUCCACCAUUCUGUAUUACAGGACUUUCAGGUUCAGCUAAAAGCUUGACAUCUAAAAUCAUAUGUAAUCUUAUCACACAUACUAAACUGUCAGCCUGUUUUCCCAGCUGAAGUCCUAACAUCUCCUAAGCAAGUGAAAAAUAAAGUCACUGGAAAUGAAAAGCAAAACAAAAAAAUGAGAAAUGUAUUUUUAAUUCUUGUUGGAUUCUUUUCAACAAGUUUUCAGGAAAAAGAGUGGAAUAUUUCACUAAAUUGGAACGACAAAGUCUGAUAUUUACAGUAUGGUAUAUGUGUUAAUUCAAUAGUUACAAAAACAAAGCAAAUGUCCUCUUUGCCAAAAAAAAAAUGCUUACAUUUGCUGCCAUGAUGACUACUACUCAAUAACUCUGUGACUUAUGAAAGGGAUGGCUGCAAAUGUUGAUACUCUUGUCUGCAUAGGAAUGAAGGUAGAUAAAAGCAAUUAGAGGUAGAACAUCCUGUUUUCUUUGUUUCCUAACGAGAUUCAUCCAUUAUUAAAGACUGCAACAGUUCCUGAUAAAAGCAGCUGAUAUCAUUCGAUAUUGAAGCCAUAUAGUUCCAUUUUAAAUCUGUCGGAAGAAAAGUAAACAACAUUUUGCCUUUUAUCAAAGUUAAGAGUAAAUGUUCCUUAAGUAAAGCCAACUCCCAGUUAAUGAGGUAUCGGAACAAGUGGAAUAUUUCACUAAGUGAAAGGACCACACCUAAACUUCAUCGUUUCAUGUUUAAAAAUUACUUCCAAAUACCAAUAUUUCUUCUGCUUUCCAUGAAGAUGCCUGCAGAUCCCUUGGGGUUUAAAGGAAUCUUCUGAGGCCAAGUGUCCUGUUGCCCCUGCUGCCUUCAGUUUCCCCCUGUAUGAAUACUCAAUACUAGAAACCUUGGAAGUGUGUCUUUUGGUUCAGACACUAGUUUCAACCUAGCAAACAUUCCCUGAGGUGGAACAUAAUGUGAGCUGCACGCUGAGAUCUCUAUUUUAAUAAUGAAGAGAAAAAUCAGGUUUUACCAGGAGGUGGUGCUUUUGCACAAAACAUCCUGCCGAUGCAAGAGAUCUCGUUUCUCUCAUAGAGAUGAAGUGCAGUCUCAAUAUUCACUCUCCUCCCUACCUGUUUCAGCUUUCCUCCACCACUACCUGCCCACAAAAAUACACUUGUAAUAGCAAUAUAUCUUGCCUCUGAAAAGUUUUAGCAUAGCUCUUUCACUUGAUGCUUGGAACAUCUUCUGAUCUGGGCUCUCCAACAGGCAAACAGCACAAUCCUUUGACAUCUUCCACACUCUUCAGAUUCUCUUUGGUAGUUUACUCAAAAGCAUUCUGGAUUGAGUUAUGAAUUCGUAGAUUCAAAACCUAAAAUCAUAUCUAAAUCUUUGCCUGCCUGGGGUAUUUUAUUAGUAUCAACCCUAGGACCAGUAAUUUCAGCUAUAUUCUGAAAGGUAUAAAAUGUACCCAGACCAAAUUUUUGUCUCUGUUUUCAAUCUAAAGUCAAAUGUCAUAAUGAACAGUGAAAAAAUAGUUGGAUACUUUCAAACUAAUUGGAUUAAUCUCAGCAGAAAGUCUGUGCCUCCCCUGUCUCAGCUGGUGCAUACACACAAACACACAAGCAUUAGUCAUAAAGAAACCUGCAGGUGGUUCAACAGUGCAAAGGCUUGCCUUCCAAAAUUUGUUGUUGACAAAAGGAGAGAUUGAAAGCGAGACCCUCUUUCAAACCAAGGGCAUAUCACUCUCAAGCCCACCACAAUUGUGGAGAUACUUUCAUCUGUUUUAAUUUGUGAUUCUGCCCAGAAAACCAGCACCUGCUGGUCCUGCGCAAGCCUUUACACUGGUGUUUUGUGCGAGUGUUUGUGCAUAUCUGGGGGCUCCAUGCCUCCUCCGUCUGUAACUGGGUUUCCUUUCC
Cuculus canorus (common cuckoo) is the source of this 7028-nucleotide messenger RNA. RefSeq names its product myocyte enhancer factor 2C (gene MEF2C). Gene Ontology annotation, biological process: heart development; positive regulation of transcription by RNA polymerase II; cell differentiation. Gene Ontology annotation, molecular function: protein dimerization activity; DNA-binding transcription factor activity, RNA polymerase II-specific; RNA polymerase II cis-regulatory region sequence-specific DNA binding. The record is from RefSeq and is a predicted model, not a curated record. NCBI's taxonomy places the organism in Eukaryota, Metazoa, Chordata, Aves, Cuculiformes, Cuculidae. The coding region runs from base 666 to 1775 and encodes 369 amino acids. The transcript is spliced from 11 exons.